UUACACAACUCAUGAAGUGAAACGGUGCGCAUUGAAUUAAAGCGAUGAGCAGCUUAGGAGGGAGUGGCGUUUGGGGAGGAGCAUCAACUUCAUCAUGGAUCUCUACGACGUCGGUUUCCGCUUCAGGGAAGAGAAUUCAGAGAGAAGUGGCGGAGCUCAACUUGGACCCACCUCCUGACUGCUCCGCUGGACCUAAAAGUGACAGUCUUUACAACUGGGUCUCCACCAUUAUAGGCCCUACUGGAACACCGUACCAGGGUGGCGUAUUUUUUCUUGACAUAAUAUUUCCAAGUGAUUAUCCAUUCAAACCUCCAAAGGUGCUAUUCAAAACUCGAAUAUUCCACUGCAAUGUUGAUUCUGCUGGCACUGUUAACUUGGACAUCUUGAAGGAUGGUUGGAGUCCGGCUUUAACAAUUACAAAGGUUCUACUUGCAAUCAGAUCAAUGUUCAUGAACCCUGACCCUUAUAAUCCUGCUGUCCCGGGCAUUGCUCACUUGUAUUCGGCAGAAAGGCCUAAACAUGAUCAACUGGCAGCAGAGUGGACACAUCGAUUUGCCAAAUAAAAGAACUGCAAUGAAUGAGUUUGAGUUGUGUGAGUAUCAAAUUAUUGUAUUUUCUGCUGGAUAUUCAACUUUCUUGUAAAUUCCUCAGCAGCCAGUGGAGAUCAUGGCCAUCAGAAAUUUUCUAAUGGUCAUUGUGAAAACAUCUGCCAACCUUUUAUUCAAUAUAAACUGUGAAGCAUCCUUUAAACUA
This is a messenger RNA of Mangifera indica (mango), 753 nucleotides long. Its product is annotated as constitutive photomorphogenesis protein 10. Gene Ontology annotation, molecular function: ubiquitin conjugating enzyme activity. The record is from RefSeq and is a predicted model, not a curated record. Lineage: Eukaryota; Viridiplantae; Streptophyta; Magnoliopsida; Sapindales; Anacardiaceae. Bases 45 to 563 code for a protein of 172 amino acids. Gene Ontology annotation, biological process: protein polyubiquitination. Gene Ontology annotation, cellular component: nucleus. The transcript is spliced from 4 exons.